UGUGUCUCAACACAGCUGGAGUAGAGGUGGAUACACUCUCAUCAGUUUGGAGCUGUUUCCCAAUCAGAAGUAUCCCACAGCCAAGAUGAAAAUAAAAGAGAGGGCCAUCGUUUCCCUGCUGUGUGCGGUUACUAUCUGUGUGUCUUGGAGUGGAUUUAUGUCACGCAACCUGCCCCAGGACCAAAGGCCCUGUGCUUGUGAGCGAUGUUUAUCCGAAGAUGAUCCGUGGUUUAUGAAGCGUUUCAACAAAUCUGUUGAACCAUUUUUGUCGGCAAACUACAACCUCUCAGAGGACGAUUUCAGCUGGUGGAAGGGUUUAUGGGGCGAAAAGACCAAGUUCGGAACCUUCAGAAAAUUAUUGGACAAGGUGUUUCUGAUGAUCCCACCCAGUCCACAUGUUCUAGAACCCAGCCCUGACCGCUGCAGGACUUGUGCUGUAGUCGGGAAUUCUGGGAAUUUGAGGAAAUCCCAUUAUGGACCUCUCAUAGAUUUCCACGACAUCAUUAUAAGAACAAAUGCUGCUCAUAUUAAAGGCUUUGAAGCAGAUGUUGGGGCCAGAACAACCCAUCGGGUCAUGUAUCCAGAGAGUUCUGUGGAUUUAGGUGACUCCACUCAUUUUUUGAUGGCUCCAUUCAAGUCGAUUGACUUUGAGUGGCUCUUGGAUGCCCUCAAUACAGGAUAUAAUGCAACGCCAGAAUGGAUAGUGAAUAGAAAGAUCACAGCUAACAAGGAUUUAGUGAAGAUCAUUAAUCCAGUUUUCAUGAGGUAUGUUCAUGACAUGUGGCUGGAAAAAGAGGGCUAUUACCCCUCCACGGGCUUUCUGGCUUUGGUUCUUGCCCUGCACAUGUGUGACGAGGUCAGUGUUUUUGGCUACGGAGCAGACAGCGAUGGAAACUGGAGUCAUUACUGGGAAGAACUCGUGGACAAAAUGGUAAAAACUGGAGGACAUCCUGGGAAUACCGAGUAUGAAAUUAUCCAGAAGCUACAUGAGCUACAGAAACUCAAGUUUUAUACAGGGUUCUGAGCUUUCUCUCAGCAUUUAAAGGAAGGUUAGUGUUAGGUGAGAGUAGAAGAACAUGAAG
Etheostoma spectabile (orangethroat darter) is the source of this 1082-nucleotide messenger RNA. Its product is annotated as CMP-N-acetylneuraminate-beta-galactosamide-alpha-2,3-sialyltransferase 1. Gene Ontology annotation, cellular component: membrane. Lineage: Eukaryota; Metazoa; Chordata; Actinopteri; Perciformes; Percidae. The transcript has 7 exons. The record is from RefSeq and is a predicted model, not a curated record. Gene Ontology annotation, biological process: sialylation. Gene Ontology annotation, molecular function: beta-galactoside (CMP) alpha-2,3-sialyltransferase activity. The coding region runs from base 86 to 1024 and encodes 312 amino acids.